Molecule: messenger RNA, 1944 nt
Organism: Penicillium nucicola
Lineage: Eukaryota; Fungi; Ascomycota; Eurotiomycetes; Eurotiales; Aspergillaceae
Exons: 4
Coding region: 1-1944 (647 amino acids)
Source: RefSeq, a predicted model, not a curated record
AUGCCAGCGCUUCCUUCAUUUGCCUCCGGCUUAGCGAACACUCUCGUGCAGCGUGCUACCCUUGCAUCGCCCCCUAAUGCGACGGGGAUUGAGCCCGUCCUGGAGGUGGUAUGCGCCUGGCCGGUGUCCGGCCAGUAUGGACCGGGGACCCGUGUCUUAUACUAUGCCUUGAUUGCAGCUUGUGUGGUUGCUCGGAAGGUGGAAUUUAUUCGGAGUGCUUGUCUGGCUGCGGUGCUACUGUUCCCCGCGGUGGCCGCUCUACAUGGGAUUGUUCUAGCAGUGCUUCAUAUCGAUGGAGCCGUCGACAUGGACGUCUAUGGGGCUUUUCAACUAUGUGCAAUAGGCAUCCUAACGGCUCCUGCCACUGUUCGUCUAUCGACGACCUAUUUUAACAAUCCAGGUCGGAACCUGAUCUUCAUAUGGACUGUCCUACUUCUAGCGGGGCUUCUGAGCCUAAUUGUGGAAUUUAUGCGCCUGAAGUCCGUCGUGUGUCCAAUAAAUGACCAAGGAGGAAUCGAGUGGGCAAGAACAAACAAGUUCCCAUACGGAGAGUCCUGCGGCAUGCGAUGCACCCCUGACGACGGUCCAAUUUCACGGCUGCGUCAGGGCUCCGCGGACAAUAUUUAUGUCGUUCCAACUCCGUUUGAAUUGACUUUUAACACAACCACCCUUCUCGCGGCGGGCUGCUGUGUCCCCGCUAUAUUGCAAUUGGUUUCCAUGUGGAUUAAGAUCAUGGAUUCCAACUGGGAGAAAUUCUCUCCUGGAGAGAAGAGGAAGCCCGAGGAUACUAUUGAUGGUACCAAUGGCGCGACUCUCAGCCACAUGACAGGCAUUACGGAGAAGAUCCGCAGCUGGUUAGCUCUCAUUGAGAUCCCAGUAUUUGCCGCUGCCGUCUUGUUCAUUAUUGUCAAGGGCGAGCUGAACUUCUGGAGUAAACCGGUGUAUUAUCAGACAGAGCAAAUAGCAAGCAUAGGCCAAUGGGCACCAAUAGUCGGCACAGGCCUCGCAGUCUUCGGCUCUCUAUACCUCCUCAUCUCAGCAGACAUCGACGCCGAAGAAAACGACGACCCAAACACCCCGUUCGAAACCCAAUCCCAAUCCCAACCCCAACCCCAACACCCCCAAAUGAUAAUAACAACAACAACAUGCGCCAAAUGCCAAAGCUGCGCCCUCUCCUCCGACACAGAAACCAACGACUCCCGACGAAACUCCAGAACCACAGAACCCCAACCCCCAGACACCGACCCAUCGACAUCCCCCCCAAACCGAACAUCCACCGUCCAAACCACCCAAACCGCCCAAACAGACCUCGGCAACCGCCGCAAAGUAGCCCGCUUCUUCAACGCCCUCAGCACAGCAAUAACCACCAAAACCGCCUCCCAAUCCGCCAAAUCCGGCUUCACGGCCGACGAAAGAACCGCCUACCCCACCACCCCAGGCGAGAACCUCCGCAAUCCCAAACUCGCCGAAGACAUCAGCAUCUACAACAAGUAUCCGCCGUCCAUGGACGGACGCUCCCGAGCCGGCAGCGUCCUAAGCGUGAGCCGCGAUUCCGAUACCGGUGAGGGCAACUCUCGACCGGUCUCAGUGGCACUCGCGCGCAGUCGCAGUCCCGCUCGCCAUUCUUCUUUGCCGGGCCAGAUGCAGCGUCCCUCGCGCGCUGUGACGAGACCGUCGCAUUCCAAUUCUGAGCCCGGUGCUUACUUGGGCUGUCCGCCUAGUCCGGGCUUGGUUAUUAGUGAGUGGCAGAUGGGGUUGUCGCCUGUUUCUGUGACGCCGGAGGGACGGAGUCGGAAUGCUUCUCUUUCGGGGCGGGAUGGGGAUGAGCAUGGUUUGGGGGGCGGGAGUCUAGCUUCGGCUUCGACUGCGGCGGCGCCGGCUGUUGCUAUGUCUGGGGCGCAGCUGGUUCCUACUAUUCAUGUUUCUAGUCAUGAGGGAUCUUGA